AAUUACAGAAGACUCUGCAGUGACAACAUUUGAAGCGUUAAAGGCUCGUGUCCGUGAGUUAGAAAGGCAGCUUUCCCGUGGGGACCGCUAUAAAUGUCUCAUUUGCAUGGACUCCUACACAAUGCCCCUGACUUCCAUUCAGUGCUGGCACGUGCACUGUGAAGAAUGCUGGCUGCGGACUCUGGGUGCCAAGAAGCUCUGUCCCCAGUGUAACACCAUCACGUCUCCCGGAGACCUUCGGCGCAUCUACUUAUGAAGGACCCAGCAGGAGGGCGGGACCCAGCUACUUGGCUCAGCUCAUCACAUCAAGGGGGAGAAGAACGACAGCAACAAAAAAAAAGACGUUUUAAAAUAUGAAAAAGAAAAAAAAACAUACCAGAGACUCCAGACAUGGACUCGAGGAUAUAGGAGCAGUGGGGGGCCUCGGCUCCCAGGUCCCGCGUGUUGAGACCUCCUUCAGCAUCUGCAGCGGGCAAAAACAAAAUCUUUGUUGUGAAGUCCCCUUUUUUAAAACCAGUAUUCCCCAUCUACCCCAUUCCCUGGAGCUGGCUUUGCAUCGCGGAUGGCUCGUGAGCCCUCCUUUGGACUGUGUUGUUGACCACUCUGCGCCCAGGAGACUGGGAGAGGGACCCUUGACAGAAAGAUGUUAAAUAACCUGUAACUUGUGUUCUUUGUUCAGUUUUUUGUUUUGUUUUUAUUUGUUUUGGUUUGGGUUUUGGUUUGGUUCUGUUUUGGUUUUUUGUGGUGUUCUAGUGAUAAAAAAAGGUUUAAAGAAAAAAAAAAA
Pterocles gutturalis (yellow-throated sandgrouse) is the source of this 784-nucleotide messenger RNA. Its product is annotated as E3 ubiquitin-protein ligase RNF220-like. NCBI's taxonomy places the organism in Eukaryota, Metazoa, Chordata, Aves, Pterocliformes, Pteroclidae. The transcript is spliced from 3 exons. Gene Ontology annotation, biological process: protein ubiquitination. The annotation marks the transcript as partial. Gene Ontology annotation, molecular function: ubiquitin protein ligase activity. The record is from RefSeq and is a predicted model, not a curated record.